AUUACUCUCCAAGUUCCCCACCACCCUUCCUCACCGACCUUCAGCUUCUGGUACAUCUUCUACCAUUACACGGUAUGAUCUCUGUGAGGAAAGCAUCCGCAAGACAGUGAUAAACAUGGCUAGGAUGAGAAGGUCUUGCGUCACGGCUAACUCCAAGAUCACUCACUGUCACGUUGCUGUUCUGCUGUUUAUUGCUACCAUCCUGCUGUACACCCAGUCACUACUGCAGACGGGGAAAUACUCCAUAACCACAGAUGGAACACGUAGAGGAGGAAAUAUUACGGAAAAUAUGACGAGGAAUAAGACUAGGGAUGGCAGAGAGGAACGGCGAGUCAAGUUAGCUUCUCACAAACCCCUACACGAGCCAGGCAUCAGCACUGUCAACAUCUCGGCUUCCACACCUCGUAAUAAACCAUACUGCACGGUACCUCGUGUGUUGCCGCGGGAGCUGGAGGCGCGGCGGAAGAGGGCGCGGGAGGCGUGUGACAGGCUAAAGGAUGAAUUACCAGAGCGGUGGAGGCCAAUGAAGGGCACAGGCCCAGCUACAGGCAUCCUUAAUAAGCUACGCUGGGACCACCUUCACCACCUCGUCUACUGCAUGGUCCCCAAGGUGGCAUCAACGACCUGGGCAUGGCAUCUCUUGAGGGCUGUGGGUGUAAAGGACUCUGUGAUCGCUGCCCAGAGGAACCCACACAUCCUACUGAAGGAGCUACUACCCUCUCCUAGUGUUAAGGAUUAUGAUAUAGGUUUCGUCGAUGAUGCCCUAAACUUCGUCGUCUCCCGACACCCCUUCCACAGGCUCGUGUCUGCUUAUAAGAAUAAGAUCGUAGAAAGCCACAGACACGAGCCUAAAUCCGUUAAACUACGGCGGAUCAUCAACAGCUUACACCACGACCCCAGUGUUACAAUACCCCCCUUUAGGGAAUUUUGCCGCCAUGUUGCCGACGCCGUUGAGGCCUGGGCGAGGAACCCCAACACCGCACCCAAGCCAAACCAUCACUGGAUACCCAUAACAUACAUGUGUUCACCCUGUAUCCUGAAUUACGAUAUUUAUGGCAAACUGGACACGAUGGAUUCAGACACCAAAUUCAUAGCUGAUCAGUGCGGCCUGAGGCACAAGAUAGAUGUGAGUGUGAGAAUGAACCCGUCCACAUCACAGGACAACAAAACAAACUCAACCGAGAAGACGAAGAAUGAUAAGUCAACUCCCAGUGACAGACCAACACUAAAAAGCACAAGCUUUUAGAUAAACACAAAGACAUGAGUAAAUAUAAUAAAACUAAUAAAAACAAUACAAUGAAGGAAGUGUCACUCCAAAAAGACAAACAGACUAAAGAUGUUUCUAAACCUGAAACAGAAGAUGAUCAAAUUAAGAUUCUUUUGCA
Homarus americanus (American lobster) is the source of this 1385-nucleotide messenger RNA. RefSeq names its product carbohydrate sulfotransferase 10-like. Gene Ontology annotation, cellular component: membrane. Gene Ontology annotation, molecular function: sulfotransferase activity. Gene Ontology annotation, biological process: carbohydrate biosynthetic process. NCBI's taxonomy places the organism in Eukaryota, Metazoa, Arthropoda, Malacostraca, Decapoda, Nephropidae. Bases 116 to 1246 code for a protein of 376 amino acids. The record is from RefSeq and is a predicted model, not a curated record. The transcript has 6 exons.